UCAUCCCUCCCCCAUCUCAUCACAACACCGGAAGUAGCCGCUCACCCGGAAGUGUUUGUCUGAGAUUUUCCGGCUACGCCAUGAUGGCGGCGCACGAAGGAAAGGUUUCAGGGGUUUCCAAGGCGGAGUAUUUGAAGCGAUACCUGGAAAGAGGGCGCUCAGGAAAGGAAGAUGGGGCGGCCAAGAAGAAAAAAAGAAGGAAGCAGAGGCUGGAGGGGAAAGGUAUGCGGAUAGUAGACGAUGAUGCUGAAGACUGGAAGAAAGAAAGCAAGACCAAAGAGGAGGCGGUCGAAGAGGAAGAGGACCAACCCGUGGUGGCAGAUUUUGUAGACGAGCGGCCGGAGGAAGUGAAACAAAUGGAACAAUUCAAGAACAGCAACAAGUGGAGGCGGAUCCAAGAUGACGAGGCUCCUGAAGCUGAUGGAUCACCUGCUUCAGAAUCAAGGGCAAAUCUAGAAGAAUCACUCAAAAUGACUGAUUAUGAUUCAGUCUCACCAGAUGCCUCAGCAGCUCUCAAAGUCCGACAUGAUUCACCAGACCCUUCCUCGCCUCAGAGAAGCAGACAUGACUCUCCGGACUCUUCCCCAACACAAAAAGGGAGGCAUGAUUCUCCUGACUCCUCCUCACCACGGAAAGGGAGGCAUGAUUCGCCGGACUUCUCUCCAUCACAGAAAGACAGACAGGACUCUCCAGAUUCCUUUCUACCAAGGAAAGGGAUGCAUGCCUCUCCAGACUCCUCCGCACCACGGAAAGGAAGGAGUGGCUCUAAUGACCUCUCCCCACCAAGAAAGGGAAGACCUGGCUCUCCAGACCUCUCUCCACCACGGAAAGCAAAGAGUGGCUCUAAUCUCUCCCCACCACGGAAAGGAAGGCGUGGCUCUCCGGACCUGUCCCCACCACGGAAAGGAAGGCGUGGUUCUCCGGACCUGUCCCCACCACGGAAAGGAAGGCGUGGCUCUCCGGACCUGUCCCCACCGCGGAAAGGAAGGCGUGGUUCUCCGGACCUGUCCCCACCGCGGAAAGGAAGGCGUGGCUCUCCGGACCUGUCCCCACCGCGGAAAGGAAGGCGUGGCUCUCCGGACCUGUCCCCACCGCGGAAAGGAAGGCGUGGCUCUCCGGACCUGUCCCCACCACGGAAAGGAAGGCGUGGCUCUCCGGACCUGUCCCCACCACGGAAAGGAAGGCGUGGCUCUCCGGACCUGUCCCCACCACGGAAAGGAAGGCGUGGCUCUCCGGACCUGUCCCCACCGCGGAAAGGAAGGCGUGGCUCUCCGGACCUGUCCCCACCGCGGAAAGGCAGGCGUUCUCCACCUAAAAAACACCAACAAGAUGGCAGAAGAUGUUCCCCUUCUAGAGUGUUGAGAAAGGAUUAUCCGAUGAAUUCCUCUCUAAGGCGCGAUAGAUAUUGCUCCCCAGAUUCUUCUGCUAAGCGUUGGGGAAAAAAUGAAGUCAAUUCUGACUCGUAUCCUUCUAGUAAGAAAAAGCAUUCUCAAAGUCCAUCCUCUACCAAAAAUAGACAAGACUCCUGGCUUGAGAAAAACAGAAUGCACUCCUCUGAUUCUUCUCCAAAGAAAGGAGCAGAUAGAAGCCUGCCAUCUGGUCGUUCAUCCCCUCAUUCCUCCAUGCGUCAUGAUUCUGAUUCUGACCUUUCCCCUCCCAGAAGGAUGGAGAAAAGACCCACACAAGACAGACAGAGAAAAGAUCGACAAAGAAACUCUGACUCAGACUUGUCUCCCCCAAGGCAUGCCCAGAAGAGGGGUUCCGAUUCCAACCUGUCACCCCCUCGACGGGCAGAUUGCAGAGACCCAGACAGUUUACCUCCACCUAGCAGAGCUGAGUCAGAAAAAGGUUCCUCGAGCUCACAGAGAAGUGGAGAUUCCAAAAUGCUUUCUGGUGGAAGAGUUGGCCUCAUCUCUGCUGAGAUUUUGAGAGAAGAGAAGGAAGAGGAGAGGAGGACUCGGAAAGACAACAAAAAUCUAGAAAAGGAUUCAAGAAAUACAGAAACGGUUUUCAGAGACAAAAGCGGAAAACGGAGAGACUUGGAAGCAGAGCGUGAGCAGCAGCUUCAGAAACAAGCCAUACAAGAUAAACGUGAUGAGAAGUAUGCCCAGUGGGGCAAAGGUCUGGUGCAGCAGAAACAGAAGCGUCAAAACGUGGAAGAUGCAGUUCACGAGAUGUCAAAGCCUCUGGCUCGAUACAUUGAUGACACCGACCUAGAUCGCAUGUUACGUGAACAGGAAAGGGAUGGAGAUCCAAUGGCUAAGUUCCUGAAAAAGAAGAAUGAAGAACAGAGCAAAAAAGAGCGCCCAAGAUAUAAGGGUUCAAAUCCUCCCUUAAACAGAUUUAAUAUCUGGCCAGGGUACCGCUGGGACGGUGUUGACAGGUCUAAUGGAUUUGAAAACAAGUAUUUUGCUAGAAUUUCAGAAAAGAAGUCCGUGGAAGAAACUGCAUACAAGUGGAGUGUGGAAGAUAUGUGAACGUGCCACCUUUGCCUGGAACUUUGAAAGGACCCUUCCGCUGUGAACAUGUGAUGCAAAGAAACUCAACAUUUUCUAUGCUGUUUUCUGUCUAGUGAUUCCCAUAGUGCAGUUGACCUGUGCGUACCAAAGUAGAACUAAAGGCAAAACUUAUUUUUUCAUUUUAGAUGGAGUAAAGGAGAGGGUAAUCACUGCCAUGCUUUCCAUUGGGGAGAUUUUCCUUCACUUCCUAUCCCACAGCCAAAACAGGAAGUUGGUGAAAAUACCCCCAAAGUGAGUGUCCCCCAAUUGGAAGAUUUCCCCUCUGUUCCUGUCUAGGGCAACCCAAAAUGUGGCAUUUUAUGUUUACUUUUGGUGGUACUGUAAACCUGACAAAGAAUUUUCCAACGGGAAGAGUGCCCAACACGGGCACAGACGGCAAUAAAAACAUGCAGGGUGUUCUAAUCCCUCUCCACUCUUUCCUAAGCUAAAAAAAAAAAAGUCUUUAGUUAUACUUCAACCCUAUUUUCAACACUAGGCUCUCAAUAUGUUUGAUAUGUAACUGGUUAUGCUUGGGUGUAUUGUAUAGGUAUAUAGGGUUACCUUUGCUGGCCUUCUUAAAAUACUACUUUGAGCCACUGAGUGAGAACAAGCAUAGAGGAAAGGAAUUAUUCUGGGUCUAUGACUUGGAAGUAUUACAGCCAGGCGGCAAACAUUUUCAGAAGGAGAUCGGCAGUGGCAGCCCUGUGUUACUUCAAUAACAGGUAUUCAGGUAAAGAAUAUUCCUUUAAAAGCCACAGAUUUCAUGACAGUCUGUCUCACUCAUUAAUGCAGGAAUAUCAUUUUAUCUAUCUACCCCAUGGGUACAUGCUGCUACAUGGGUUCCUCUAUACUUCAGGAGGAUUUCAAGAGGUUUAAAGGGUAAAGACAUUUUUUUAUAUCAUUUACCACCCUUUUAAAAAAAGAAAGAACUUUGUGUUGUAUUUUAUUGGAUUCAGGUCUGUAAUAUAUUAAAUGUGUCCUUUGUUUUUAAA
Messenger RNA from Rana temporaria (common frog), 3490 nucleotides. RefSeq names its product BUD13 homolog (gene BUD13). Gene Ontology annotation, biological process: mRNA splicing, via spliceosome. Bases 81 to 2477 code for a protein of 798 amino acids. The record is from RefSeq and is a predicted model, not a curated record. Lineage: Eukaryota; Metazoa; Chordata; Amphibia; Anura; Ranidae. Gene Ontology annotation, molecular function: RNA binding. Gene Ontology annotation, cellular component: RES complex; U2-type spliceosomal complex. The transcript has 11 exons.